Molecule: messenger RNA, 2870 nt
Organism: Odontomachus brunneus
Lineage: Eukaryota; Metazoa; Arthropoda; Insecta; Hymenoptera; Formicidae
Exons: 4
Coding region: 40-684 (214 amino acids)
Source: RefSeq, a predicted model, not a curated record
CAGUAGUUGGACGUGGCACAGUGCGGAUCGAAGCAGGUCAUGGCGCAGUGGAAGCAGGACGUAAUAUUGAGCCUCAUCAGCGCGUACCGUUCGAGAAGAUUCCUCUGGGAUCACACCGCACCCGAGUACACUGACCGGCACAAAAGAAUCAACGCGUGGAAGGAUAUCGCCGACGAGGUGGGCUACGAUGUGAUGACGGUGGAGAGAAAACUGAAGAGCCUGAAAACUCAUUUCAUGUCGGUUCACAAAGCAUACGCGAAGAGACGGCUCAAGGCCGAUUUGAAUUCUGGCAACGUCGUCAAGCCCAAGUGGUUCGCUUACGAGGCCUUGACUUUUCUGAUUAAAGGACGCGCGCCGCGAGUUAACCGCGAAACAUCAAACAUGGAGAAGCAGAUUUCCGCGCCUAUUUGUAAUUGGAAGCAGCCGCAGGAGAUUUCGUCAUGCCGCGACGAAUUCACCGUUUUUGCCGAGCACGUCGCCAUUCGGCUGAAAAACAUAACGGACGUACGCGCGAGGCUCGUCGCGCAGCAUCAGAUAAACAACAUCCUGUUCGAGGCCGAGAUGGGAAAGUAUAACGUACACACCUACAAUUCUCCUACGAUACACGCGAUGAUGGAGAAUCUGGACGAGCCCUCGACGUCCAACGACGAGAAAGUGGUAAUAAAUAUCUCCCAAACGGUCUAAUUCGACACACACUGACUUCCGAAUACCUGUAUUCCGAAUUACCUCGUAGCUGACGCGCGAAGACAAACUGCUCCACACGAGUUAAAUCGAAUAAGUUUGCUUUUUUUUAAGUAAAUAAAGUUUUAUUAUAAGUUUUGCUAGACAAUAAAUAUUAGAAUAAAUAUUAUAGAAUAAAUAUAAGAUUGAUGCAAAAGAUUUGUCAUCUUUCUAUUAAAUUGUAGCAGGAAAUUUGGUUAUCGAAAAGUAGGAGGUCUUCGUUGAAUGUCGAAAAGACAUCCAAUCGAUGUUGCUCCUUUUAUUCGUGAUGAAUUAAAAGUGACGAAAUCUUCGAGAUUUUGUGUCUCGACAAUUUUGUUUUCCAUCUUAUUCGAAAAACACGACAAAUAUUUGACCUAAUAUAAUUAAUAUAAUUUAAUUAAUAUAAUCUAAUAUAAUUUAAUAUAAUUAAUAUAAUCUAAUAUAAUAUAAUAAUAAUAUAAUAUAAUAUAAUAUAAAAUAAUAUAAUAUAAUAUAAUAUAAUAAAUAUAAUAUAAUAAUAAUAUUAUAAUAAUUAAAUAAUCAAAUAAAUAAAUAAUUUAAGUAAUACACUGAUUCCCUAAUGUCACUCGUGACAGUCCACGUGUUAAUCCUUCAAAAUCGAAUAAUUUCGUUUUCUGUUUUAUUUGACACAACAGAUCUGUUGAACCGAUUCAACAUAAUCGCUUGGCGUAUGGAAACAACGCAUCGAUUUCAGUUCCCUAAUGUCACAGUCGCAGUCAACGUUAAUCUACUCCCUCAUGAGCGCAGCCGGCCGCUGUCUCUCGAAUUUUUGAUAAAUUCACAAUGUCAAACAAUACGUCUAGCGUUGCUCGCGUAUAUACCUCAUUCGAUUUCAUAGCGCGAACGUUACGACAAUAAUAAUUUCUCGUUACUCUUGUCGAGGAGGUUAUACGACGAAAGUUACGAUCGUCGAUGAAAGGUCUCUCAAAGACCGAAAGAGCGUUUGGCGUGUUGGCUGAAUGCGCUCGGCCUGGCCAAUGGCUCUAUUUAUGUGCCUUACGUUUCGCCGGCAUGUCAUAUCCUUCCUCGUUACAACCGCGAAAGCCGCAUCAAAAGCCAGUUUUCGACGGGCGCAGCCGACACGCUGACAACGCGCUUCAGACAUGUAACGACGGCACGCGUGCCAUUUUCAGAUUUCAGACGCCCGCUUUUCGCUCAUUGCGACGUAACUCAUCACAAUCUUUUGUCUAAAGCCCAAUGUCCAUGAAGCGUGACUUGAAGUUGUUUUUCUUGCGAGAGGAGCCAUGCAUGCCGUUAAGUUCUAUAGAGAAAAUUGACUCUUGCUCCGUUGUGAGCUUGACGAUUAGUUUUUUCAAACUGAUUCGAUGUUAUUUUCCAUUUUGAGAGUCAAACUUAGCGGCAUAUAUGACUCUUCGCAAGAAAAAUAACUUCAAAUUACACUCCGCGGACAUUGGGCUUAACUAUCGUCUUUACGGUUAAACACAUUUUAGAAAUUUUUCCAUUCGUAAUGUGGACAGAUUUGCAAAUUCUUUUCCAAUAAUUGUCUCGGAUUUGACUCGACCACUGACCAUCUUUCUGAACAGACAUUAUCGUCCGCGAAAAAUACUGAACAUUUGUAUACGGAUCGUCGAAUAUCUCUAUACCUAAUACUGUAUGAUAUCUGUAUGAUACUUGUGAGUGUCUGAUAUUUGUAUGAUAUCUGUAUGAUACUUGUAUAGUAUAUGAUAUUUAUAUAUGAAUUUGUGUACUUAUUCCGAGAAACAGCACUCUCUGAAUUUCUUGGAGUGAAAUUUUACUCGAAAAGUGAACUGACCACCGAAUCACUCGACUUUGAGUGAUUUAUCACUCAUGUGGACUGAAUUCUCCACUCUGAAUAGUUGAACGAAUAUAUUCACUCGGAAUCGAAAAAUAAAUCUGAUGUUUUCCAUUCACAGGAACAUAUUCACUCCAUUCGACUAAAACAUUCACUCAUAUGAAGUCAGAAUCUAAGUUUGAAGUUCGCGAUUUCAUUAUUGCUUCGAGCAAAAAUAUUACUACUUUUUACUUGUUUUCAGUGAGAUUCUACUCGAAGAAACUUAGAGAGUAUGAUGCAUACUGAAAAGCAUGCAUGAACGAAACAUUUAUGUGACGUAUGUGUCACAUAUGCCAAAAUGCGUGUUAUUCUAAGUGUGUGGUAUAAGCCGAAU